Messenger RNA from Odobenus rosmarus divergens (Pacific walrus), 1976 nucleotides. It is a transcript of the gene CDK5RAP1, whose product is annotated as CDK5 regulatory subunit associated protein 1. The transcript has 13 exons. NCBI's taxonomy places the organism in Eukaryota, Metazoa, Chordata, Mammalia, Carnivora, Odobenidae. Gene Ontology annotation, biological process: tRNA modification; negative regulation of cyclin-dependent protein serine/threonine kinase activity. Gene Ontology annotation, molecular function: 4 iron, 4 sulfur cluster binding; tRNA-2-methylthio-N(6)-dimethylallyladenosine(37) synthase activity. The coding region runs from base 24 to 1775 and encodes 583 amino acids. Gene Ontology annotation, cellular component: cytosol; mitochondrion. The record is from RefSeq and is a predicted model, not a curated record.
ACUUUGGGCUUUGAUUUAGUGCCAUGCAUCCUUUGCAGUGUGUCCUGCAAACACAGAGGUGGGGGCCCUUGGCUUCUGUGUCCUGGCUGCUGCUCAGGACCUGCAGGGCACAUAGUAAUGUCCCCAGCACUGCAUGUCCCAGUUUGGAGAGGCAGCAGGAAGAUGGAGUUCGGAAGGAUUUCAGCUCCAGGCUGGCCAGUGGGCCGACUUUUCAGCAUUUUUUAAGAAGUGCUUCAGCUCCUCAAGAGAAGCCGGACAUGGAGGACCCACCCCCCUAUCUUACAGUGGAUGAACUUUUAGGGAGGCAAAGAAAAGUCUAUCUGGAGACCUAUGGCUGCCAAAUGAAUGUGAAUGACACAGAGAUAGCCUGGUCUAUCUUACAGAAGAGUGGCUACUUGCGGACCAGGAACCUCCAAGAGGCUGAUGUGAUCCUCCUUGUCACAUGUUCUAUCAGGGAGAAGGCUGAGCAGACCAUCUGGAAUCGUUUACAUCAGCUUAAAGCCCUGAAGACGAAACGGCUCCGCUCCCGAGUACCUCUGAGGAUUGGGAUUCUAGGCUGCAUGGCUGAGAGAUUAAAGGAGGAGAUUCUCAACAGGGAGAAAAUGGUGGAUAUUUUGGCUGGUCCAGAUGCCUAUCGGGACCUUCCUCGCCUGCUGGCUGUUGCUGAGUCAGGCCAACAAGCUGCCAAUGUGCUGCUCUCUCUGGAUGAGACCUAUGCUGACGUCAUGCCAGUCCAGACAAGCCCCAGUGCUACUUCUGCCUUCGUGUCUAUCAUGCGAGGCUGUGACAACAUGUGCAGCUACUGCAUUGUUCCUUUCACACGUGGCCGGGAGAGGAGUCGCCCUGUUGCUUCCAUUCUAGAGGAAGUGAGGAAGCUUUCAGAGCAGGGGCUGAAAGAAGUGACACUUCUUGGUCAGAAUGUUAAUAGUUUUCGGGACAGUUCUGAAGUCCAGUUCAACAAUGCAGUGUCUACUAACCUGAGCCGUGGUUUUUCUACCAACUAUAAACCCAAGCAAGGGGGUCUUCGUUUUGCUCACCUUCUGGAUCAGGUCUCCAGAGUAGAUCCUGAAAUGAGGAUCCGUUUCACCUCUCCCCACCCCAAAGACUUUCCUGAUGAGGUUCUACAGCUGAUUCAUGAGAGAGACAACAUCUGUAAACAGAUCCACCUACCAGCCCAGAGUGGAAGCAGCCGUGUAUUGGAGGCUAUGCGGAGGGGGUAUUCAAGGGAAGCUUAUGUGGAGUUAAUUCAUCAUAUCAGAGAAUCUAUCCCAGGAGUGAGCCUCAGCAGUGAUUUCAUUGCUGGCUUUUGUGGUGAGACGGAGGACGAUCACCUCCAGACAGUGUCUUUGCUUCGGGAAGUGCAGUACAACAUGGGCUUUCUUUUUGCUUACAGUAUGAGACAGAAAACCCGGGCAUAUCACAGACUGAAAGAUGAUGUCCCAGAAGAGGUAAAAUUAAGGCGUUUGGAGGAACUUAUUACUGUCUUUCGAGAAGAAGCAACAAAAGCCAACAUGGCCUCUGUGGGUUGUACCCAGCUAGUGCUGGUGGAGGGGCACAGUAAACGCUCUGCUACUGAUCUGUGUGGCCGGAAUGAUGGAAACCUUAAAGUGAUCUUCCCUGAUGUAGAAAUGGAGGACGUUAAUAACUCUGAGGUCAAGGUCAGAGCUCAGCCUGGGGACUAUGUGCUGGUGAAGAUCACGUCUACCAGCUCUCAGACACUUAAAGGACAUGUUCUCUGCAGGACCACCCUGAAGGACUCCUCAGCAUAUUGCUGACCUGGGUGGAUGGCCUUAGAGUUGACAUGGGCUGUCCUUGCCCACAGGAAGGGAGCUAUGACUGGUCAGUAAUGAAAGAGGUAAUGAAGCUCUGGAGACAAACUGCAAGUGUUGAAGCAGCUUUAUGUCAAAUGGAAAAUGUAUCUCUUUCCUGCUAUGUGAACAGCUUAUACAGUCAUUAAAUUUACCGAAAGUAAAGUG